This is a messenger RNA of Branchiostoma floridae (Florida lancelet), 1282 nucleotides long. RefSeq lists its product as uncharacterized. The record is from RefSeq and is a predicted model, not a curated record. The coding region runs from base 356 to 1282 and encodes 308 amino acids. NCBI's taxonomy places the organism in Eukaryota, Metazoa, Chordata, Leptocardii, Amphioxiformes, Branchiostomatidae. The transcript is spliced from 5 exons.
CUUUAUAACUGACACCUGAAAUGUGGCCACAAAAAAGGGUCUAUUUGCUUUGGUACAGCAUUUAUUGCCUGAGAAAACACUUCACAUUUCUUCGGGACGGUUGACAUGACGACUGAUUGUAGCACUGCGCAAACGAAGACUCGAAAUACGUGGACAACUCGUCACCUGUGUACAUGUUUGUCGGAUGCGAUACGCUUGUAGAAGAAAUCUACUCGUAGGUUUUACAAGUAACAUUACAUGAACGCCAUUAUUCAAGAGAAGUUGAUUCCUGUACCAAGCAAAGGGGACAAGGAACGUCGCAACGAAUUACAACAGUUUUAGUUUAAACAGUGUGGCGAGUUACUAGAACCGCGCCAUGGACGGGAUCUCGGAACUCCCCUGUCCCCACAAGCGGCCCGUGGCUCCGAGGAGGAACGCAGGGCGGCUGGUGCGCAUUCGGCGCCCGAACACUCAGGACAUGGAGGCCCUGAUGGUCCAACAGGCGUCAGGACAACUGUACCUCACCACGCCAUACCGAAAACUGCCCGAGAAUGACUUCUGCUCAAAGGUUGACUGUCUGUAUUGCCAUCGGCUCCGCAUGCAGAAAUUGAUGAAGCCCUCCCCCUGGCCCAGGGGAAACGCCCACACCCCCAGACACACCCACUACCACGCCCCCGUCCUACCCAUCAUCAAGCAAGGCCGCUGUCUUGUCAGGAGAAGAAACCUGAAGACGCCUCGAAGUCGUCGCAAGGCCACGGUCAUCCACUUGCCUCCCCUGACGGGAGAAAACAUGACCGUCCACCGCGCCAAGGGCGGCGGCGUUCCCUGGUGGGCCAACAAGACUCCGCUAGGGGGCAUCUCAUGGGUGAACGCCGACGUCACCGAACCAUCUACUGCAGCCGAUGGGAUUAAACUGGGCGCAAACGUUAACGGCGAGAUCAUACACUUGGAGGAAAUACAACUGAGAGAGCAAAAGGACGAGGAGGAAGCAAAAACUGAGAAGGAUGGAAGCGAAGAAGGAGAAGACAAAUUUGGAGAACUCGAAGCAUCAAAGGAAAAUGCCUCACAAGAUAUUUCUGAUUCUGACACGUCCUCCGUUCGUUCUGUUGAUACUGUAGUAUCCAAGGAUACAGGAAUAGGGACUGCUACAGCCAUCUCAGAGGAGGUGACUCUACCUUCUCUGUCAAACAUAAAAGUGUUUCGUCCUAAAGAUCACUUUGCCGAUGGGACAGACGAGACGAGUACUGAGGAGACUGCUAGUUCCUACACUACACGAAAAAGCGAAUAUCUGGGCCUCGACUAG